AUCGUGACACGCAGUUGAUAUUUUUGAGGUUAUCCUAAUCCUAAAAUUAAUUAAACGUGAUUGUGUGUGAAAUUUAUUUAUUUAAACGAUUUUUGUGGAUUCACAAAUUUUUGAUUUUAAAUUAAAAAAAAAUGAAUGAUAUGACGUCGAACGAUAAGUUUGAUCGGCUUGAAGUUGGAUGUAAUUUUAUAAAAAUUACUGGAAUGGCAGAAGAUAUCGAAGGGCUGAGGAAGUUAUCACGAAGUAAAACGCUUUUUCGGUUCGUUAUGAAUAAUGGCACCGGAAGGAGAAUUCGGGUUCUUGCAUUCGACGAAGAUGCUAUAGAAGUUCAGGAUAAAAUAAAACCAAACGGGAUUUAUUCAUUAACAAGACUACGAUGUGCCGCUGUUAACCUUCAGUAUUUUAAAGAAGCAGACGGUGUCUUAAAUCAAGAACUUCAUAUUACUUCUAAAAGUAAAGUUACUAAACUUGGAAGCAGACAAACGAAUCCCGUAGAAGUAAAAUUAGUAAAGAUGUCGGAAAUCGCGGAAUUGUUUAGUGUUAUCCGCCUACAAGGUUUUAUUAGCGAUAAGAUCGAAAACGAUAGCAAAAACUCUAAGUUGAGUUGUGGUUCCGGUGCCAUUACUGAUAGUGUCAUUCAAGUUCAAGUAAAUGUGUUCAAUAUUUUGCCGAGCGAUGAAGUAUCUGAAGAAGGAACGCAUGUAGAAGUCUGUGGACGGCUAACUCGUGAUAAAAAUUAUGGAUUAACCUAUCUUCAAUGUAGUAAAAUGUCGGAUAUUACGAAGGUGGAUGAUGAGAAAAUGAGUACUAAUGCGCUUAAUACAAAUUUCGUCAGUCCCCAAUCCAAACGCUUACGUACUGAGACAGACGCGCCGAAAGAAAAAUCAACAACAAUUAAGACCGAUUAUUUGGAAAACAUUAAUCCUAAUCAUAUGGAAAGUUAAAAUUUGAAGUAUUGAGAUUUUUAACUUACAUAUGAGUGAAGGCAUUAAAACUGAAAGGGUAUAAGAGACAAAAAAAAUCAGAUUCCUAAUAUAAUUUGUUAAAACGUUAAGAUUUAUUGAACUGAACAUCAGGUUCGAAUUAAAAAAUUUUUUUUUCUCUCUUAUACUUUUUUUAUUUUGACUCGAUCAUAUAAGUAAAAAUUUAAAACCAAAAAGUAUAAAUGGCGCUGUGAAGUAUAGUAGUAUUUCAUAUUGUUAUGUCCAAAAUGGUAGCUUGUACUGUAAUAUUUUGGACAAAUUAUUAUUUUUAUUAUUUUCGGCCCUAGUCUUUCGACCACUAGACCGGGAUCACACUGAGUGUAAUUAUCUGGGAGGUGUGUUCAAAAAUAAAA
This is a messenger RNA of Microplitis mediator, 1336 nucleotides long. RefSeq lists its product as uncharacterized. NCBI's taxonomy places the organism in Eukaryota, Metazoa, Arthropoda, Insecta, Hymenoptera, Braconidae. Bases 132 to 944 code for a protein of 270 amino acids. The transcript is spliced from 5 exons. The record is from RefSeq and is a predicted model, not a curated record.